Gilbertella persicaria is the source of this 329-nucleotide messenger RNA. RefSeq lists its product as uncharacterized. NCBI's taxonomy places the organism in Eukaryota, Fungi, Mucoromycota, Mucoromycetes, Mucorales, Choanephoraceae. The transcript is spliced from 2 exons. Bases 32 to 316 code for a protein of 94 amino acids. The record is from RefSeq and is a predicted model, not a curated record.
CUUUCUUUCUCUUUUUUCACAGCUGCAUAAAAUGAAUACAAAAGAGAAUUGUCCUGCUUGCCAAUCUCACUCAGUUGAUUUUCAGUGGCAAACACAGCAUACAAAAACUAAACACAUGUUUCAUUUGAUAAAAGAAAAGAAAGAUUUACGUCAGAUAGAAAAACAGAUGCGCACUCUAUCUCUUUAUUCUUCUCGAAAGAUACACAAAAAAGUCAGCAAGUUGAAAUAUAAACUGAUUGUUUUGAAAGAGUUUACAGUUGUAUCAUCUUUGGCACCAUUUGGGUACACUGAAGACUAUAUCAAUGACUAUUAUUAAAAAAUAAAAAAGG